Messenger RNA from Hibiscus syriacus, 1824 nucleotides. RefSeq names its product 3-ketoacyl-CoA synthase 10-like. Gene Ontology annotation, biological process: fatty acid biosynthetic process. Bases 63 to 1673 code for a protein of 536 amino acids. Lineage: Eukaryota; Viridiplantae; Streptophyta; Magnoliopsida; Malvales; Malvaceae. The record is from RefSeq and is a predicted model, not a curated record. The transcript is spliced from 3 exons. Gene Ontology annotation, cellular component: membrane. Gene Ontology annotation, molecular function: acyltransferase activity, transferring groups other than amino-acyl groups.
ACUGGUUCACCACCGUCCUAUGCUUAUCUUAUAGCUUGUUAAUCUUCUUUUCAGGCUUUAAUAUGGCUAGAAAAGAGCAGGAUCUGCUGUCAACCGAGAUCGUCAACCGUGGGAUCGAAUCAUCGGGGCCUAAUGCCGGCUCCUUGACGUUCUCGGUUAGGGUUCGAAGACGGCUUCCGGAUUUUCUUCAUUCUGUUAACUUGAAAUAUGUGAAGUUAGGGUACCAUUAUUUGAUCAACCAUGGGAUUUACUUGGCUAUCAUACCUGUGUUGGUGCUUGUUUUCAGUGCUGAAGUGGGAAGUCUCAGUAGGGAAGAGCUUUGGAAAAAUCUUUGGGUAGAUGCUCGAUAUGAUCUUGCUACGGUGCUUUCCUUUUUCUCUGUAUUUGUGUUCACCGUCUCGGUUUACUUCAUGUCACGCUCUCGAUCGAUUUAUCUCAUCGAUUUUGCUUGUUAUCGUCCCCACGAUGACCUCAAGGUGACUAAAGAUCAAUUCAUUGAACUUGCGCGAACAUCGGGCAAGUUUGAUGAACCGAGUCUUGAGUUUCAGAAGAGGAUACUGAAAACGUCCGGGAUUGGUGAUGAAACUUAUGUUCCGAAGGUGAUUAUGUCGAAGGAAAACUGUGCCACCAUGAAAGAAGGCCGACUCGAAGCGUCAACCGUGAUGUUCGGUGCACUGGAUGACUUGUUUGAGAAGACGAGGAUUCGUCCCAAGGAUGUUGGUGUUCUUGUUGUGAAUUGCAGCAUCUUUAAUCCGACGCCGUCGCUGUCUGCGAUGAUCAUCAACCAUUAUAAGAUGAGGGGGAAUAUCUUGAGCUAUAAUCUUGGGGGGAUGGGGUGCAGUGCUGGGAUUAUUGCGGUGGAUUUGGCUCGAGAUAUGUUGCAGGCCAACCCGAAUAACUAUGCUGUUGUGGUGAGUACUGAGAUGGUGGGGUACAAUUGGUACCCGGGUAAGGAUCGGUCCAUGCUUGUCCCGAAUUGUUUCUUCAGGAUGGGAUGCUCCGCCGUGCUUUUGUCAAACCGCCGUAGUGACUACCGCCGUGCUAAGUACAGGCUUGAACACCUUGUGAGGACGCAUAAGGGAGCUGAUGACCGAAGUUUCAGGUCAAUCUACCAAGAGGAAGACCAACAGGGUUUCAAGGGUCUUAAAGUCAGCAAAGAUCUGAUGGAAAUCGGCGGAGACGCCCUCAAAACCAACAUCACAACCCUGGGUCCACUCGUUCUACCCUUCUCGGAGCAGCUCUUCUUCUUCGCCACCUUAAUCUGGCGCCAUUUCUUCGGCGGCAACAACAAAUCAAAAGCCUCACUAUCUCCAUCCUCGAAGCCAUACAUCCCGGACUACAAGCUGGCGUUCGAACACUUCUGCGUGCACGCGGCGAGCAAAACCGUGCUGGACGAGCUGCAAAAGAACCUCGAGCUCAGCGACAACAACAUAGAAGCGUCGAGGAUGACAUUGCACCGCUUCGGCAACACUUCGAGCAGCAGCAUAUGGUAUGAACUGGCGUACUUGGAAGCCAAAGAGAGGGUUAAAGGAGGCGAUAGGAUUUGGCAGAUCGCGUUCGGUUCUGGGUUUAAAUGCAACAGUGUGGUUUGGCGUUCCAUGCGUCGUGUGAGGAAGCCUUCCAGGAACAAUCCAUGGCUCGACUGCAUUGAUAGAUACCCUGUCAGAGCUUGAAUUUGGCUUUAAUGGCUGCUGCUUGGUUGAUAAUAACGAAGGACAAGAUUGUUGGCAAAACUAGCGUGGUUGAUAAUAACGGCCCUUCAAUGGCUGCUGCGUCGUCUCAUGGUUGUGAAACUUAUCUCCACUAAUUUAACUGUAUGAAAAA